UAGCCAGGGGGUGUAUGAGCUCUGAAACGUCAUAGAUCGUCUUCGUGCACUGUAGUAUCGAGUGGAAGUGGAGGAGCGCGAUUGCUCAAAUCGACUUAAAUGGCGGACGAGGAUUACAACGAAGCCGAUGAUUUGGGUCUCAGAUCUCGACGAUGGCUACACAGAUAUGUCAUCAACCAAUUGCCAAUUUCACUUCCUUAGCCGAUCAUUUACAAUCCCCAAGUUUUAUCCCAGGUGGUCUUGUUAUCAGUUAAGGCCUUCUUUGGUUUGUGUUUUCACGAAACCGUACAAGUUCAAGUACUGGUGUCCUCCAUGGUGGCAGCCUUCUAGCCCUGAGUACAUUGAGCUCAAAGAUUUGGCGACAGGGAAAAUCUUGGUGACCUUUUAUAUUAGGACAAGCAGUGCUUGCAUGUUUUGUUUCACUGUUUCUAUUAGUAUGCUGUGCUGUGCUCUCUGGAGGAACCCCAUAUCAGACGCUAAACAUGAUAAUAAACUUGUGAAAAACAUAUCAGGCGCUAUAUAAGAGGUGAAUAUUUCCAACUUGUGAAUCCAACAUUUCAAAUAGAAGACUAUAAAAAUGAUAUUAAACUUUUUCAAAGUAAAAGUUGAAUUAUGGGCAAAACACAAGAAAGUUAAAGCAGAGCUGAGUUAUAUAUCACAUACGAAUUCCAAGAGUUGUAUUACUAAUGUAUAUAGAGUUGUAGAAGUUUACAACAUUCCACUAAUGGAAUUGGAAAUAGCGUUAAUCUUAAAAAAAACUUUAUUAAACUGGUAACAAUUUAGAGACCGACUAAGAGGCAUUAUCCUUUAAAUACCGCUUAGCAUUUGGCAUUGCAGAGCAUCAGCUCCUUUCUACAAAAUUCUCUACCUGUGAAUUUAGUUCUCUAGCUUCUUGUAUAACAAUG
Messenger RNA from Capsella rubella, 905 nucleotides. RefSeq lists its product as uncharacterized. Lineage: Eukaryota; Viridiplantae; Streptophyta; Magnoliopsida; Brassicales; Brassicaceae. The coding region runs from base 128 to 523 and encodes 131 amino acids. The record is from RefSeq and is a predicted model, not a curated record. The transcript has 4 exons.